UGCCGCCAGACUCUUGGCGCGAUCAGUAAUGUGGGUGGAUUUCGCGUCGGCCUAAAACAAAAACAAACACACGUAUUAUAUUUAUAUGGCUUCAUUACGAUCGACUUUGAAAACCGAGUGAAUUUGUUUCUAACUUUCGGAUCGGAAAAGAAAUAACAAAUCUUCAACAUGUACGGAUUCGUAAACUACGCGCUUGAGUUGCUGGUGACGAAAACUUUUAACGAAGAAACAUGGGAGACUAUCAAGAAAAAGGCCGACGUGGCGAUGGAAGGCAGCUUCUUGGUGCGGCAGAUUUAUGAGGACGAGAUCACAUACCACUUGAUCACAGCUGCCGUUGAAGUUUUACAAAUACCAGCUGAUGCCAUUUUGGAGCUGUUUGGAAAAACCUUUUUCGAAUUUUGUCAAGACUCUGGAUAUGACAAGAUUUUGCAAGUUCUUGGUGCAACGCCGCGAGAUUUCCUGCAGAACUUGGAUGGUCUCCACGACCACUUGGGUACACUAUACCCUGGUAUGCGCUCGCCGUCAUUCCGCUGCACUGAACGACCAGAAGACGGUGCUCUGGUCUUACACUACUACUCCGACAGACCGGGGCUGGAGCAUAUCGUCAUUGGUAUUGUUAAGACGGUAGCCAGUAAACUUCACGACACAGAAGUGAAGGUUGAAAUCUUGAAGACUAAAGAGGAAUGUGAUCACGUCCAGUUCCUCAUCACUGAGACUUCGACUUCAGGACGCGUGUGUGCUCCCGAGAUGGCUGAAAUCGAAACUUUGUCACUUGAGCCCAAAGUGAGUCCAGCAACCUUCUGCCGCGUAUUUCCCUUCCACUUGAUGUUCGACCGCGAGCUGAACAUCGUGCAGGCUGGACGCACUGUCUCGCGUCUCAUGCCAAGAGUCACCAAGCCGGGGUGCAAGAUCACUGAUGUGCUGGAUACGGUGCGACCCCAUUUGGAGAUGACGUUCGCUAACGUGUUGGCUCACAUCAACACGGUUUACGUAUUGAAGACCAAGCCUGAGGAAAUGACUGUCACUGCACCUGAUGAGGAUAUUGCUUCACUACGUCUGAAGGGUCAAAUGCUGUACAUUCCGGAGACAGAUGUGGUGGUCUUCCAAUGCUAUCCCAGCGUCACAAACUUGGAUGAUUUGACUCGCCGAGGCCUCUGCAUUGCCGACAUUCCACUGCACGACGCGACUCGCGACCUGGUGCUCAUGUCGGAACAGUUUGAGGCUGACUACAAGCUCACGCAGAACCUCGAGGUGCUCACUGAUAAGCUGCAGCAAACAUUCCGAGAGCUGGACUCGGAGAAACAGAAGACUGACAGACUCCUCUACUCAGUCCUACCCAUCAGCGUGGCUACCGAGCUCCGUCACCAGCGUCCUGUCCCCGCGCGCCGCUACGAUACCGUCACCCUACUGUUCAGUGGCAUCGUGGGCUUUGCCAACUACUGCGCCAGGCACACCGACCAUAAGGGUGCCAUGAAGAUCGUUAGGAUGCUCAACGAUUUGUAUACAGCUUUCGAUGUGCUGACUGAUCCGAAGAGGAAUCCUAAUGUUUAUAAGGUUGAGACAGUUGGUGACAAAUACAUGGCUGUAUCUGGUCUCCCAGAGUAUGAAGUUGGUCAUGCCAAGCACAUCUCUCUGCUGGCUUUGGAGAUGAUGGACUUGUCUCAAACAGUCACCGUUGAUGGAGAGCCUGUUGGCAUUACAAUCGGCAUCCAUACUGGUGAGGUUGUUACCGGGGUGAUCGGUCACCGCAUGCCACGGUACUGCCUCUUCGGAAACACGGUAAACCUCACCAGCCGCUGCGAGACCACUGGAGUACCUGGCACUAUCAACGUCAGCGAGGAUACUUAUGGCUACCUGAUGCGCCCAGACAACUACGACGAGCGAUUUGAACUGACAUAUCGUGGUCACGUCUCCAUGAAGGGAAAAGCUGAGCCUAUGCAAACCUGGUUCUUGACCAAGAAGAAGAUUUAAAUCUAACGGCCUAAAACAAUCAUAAAGUCGAGAUUCCACCGAUGUGUGGCACUGUGAUGCAAGUUUCUACUGGUCUACUCAUUUUAGCAUAUAGCAACGUAUUACACGCUAAUGACAGCAAAAUUGCAAUCUUUGUGCGCGAACAAUUUUGGUGGGAUCUCGCCUUAGUAUUGAAGUCAAAGAAUUACGACCUAAAAUAUUAACCCUUAUUGAGAUUUAUGAAAUAGAUGACGUUAUUAUAGAAACUAAAAUUGCUCUGGCUAAUCUUGGAACUAUGUUAAGUUUCUUGAAGCAAAUUGUAGUAGUCCUGAUAGGUGUUGUAUUUUGUACUUAAUCGAAAGAUAUUGUGCUGUCUCUUCUUUAGAGAUUUCUACUGUGAUUGAAGGCCUAUUAUGGAACAUUUACCAUGCCCUGCGGUUUCACCCACAUCCUGGUGGACUACUUUCUGUGAAUGGGUAAAAUAUAGUAUAUGU
Helicoverpa armigera (cotton bollworm) is the source of this 2444-nucleotide messenger RNA. RefSeq names its product guanylate cyclase soluble subunit beta-1 (gene Gycbeta100B). Lineage: Eukaryota; Metazoa; Arthropoda; Insecta; Lepidoptera; Noctuidae. Gene Ontology annotation, cellular component: guanylate cyclase complex, soluble. Gene Ontology annotation, biological process: response to oxygen levels; cGMP biosynthetic process. The transcript has 15 exons. The record is from RefSeq and is a predicted model, not a curated record. Bases 169 to 1971 code for a protein of 600 amino acids. Gene Ontology annotation, molecular function: heme binding; guanylate cyclase activity.